AUGAAAUUGUCCAGCUCGCUUUUGAUCUCUGCCGCAGUCGCUUCUAGUACUGUCAACGCACAAAAUCUUUACGGAUUAGGGUACGUUAAUACGACCAGUUCUGCCUCACUGGCUCCAGCUGAGUCUAGCAGAGUUUUAUCUAGCUCUAGUGAGGCCGUCUCCUCUAGCGUCGUUCCAUCUUCAGCUUCGUCUCUCAGCAGCGAGGCUGUUUCCUCCAGCGUGGUCCCAUCUUCCAGUGUGGUUCCUUCUUCCGUUUCGUCUGUCAGCAGUGAAGCUGUCUCCUCCAGUGUAGUUAGUGCUCCAACCAUCUCGUACCCUUACAACGUCACAACAGGUUACACUACUGAAACUACCGUGGUUACUGAAUUCACUACAUACUGUCCAGAACCAACCACCAUCACCACCAAUGGUAAGACCAUUACAGUCACUGCCCCAACUACUUUGACUAUAACGGACUGCCCAUGCACAUUGACACACACCAAGCCAGUCAAGACCGAAUGGACCACAACGACUGAAGUUGUUACCAAGUUGACCACCUACUGUCCAGAGCCAACAACCAUCACCACCAACGGUAAGACUAUCACCGUUUCCACCCCUGGUCCUGUGACGAUCACUGACUGUCCAUGCACUGUCACCAAGCAAGUUCCUAAGGAUGAGGGUCACGCCACCACUACUCCAGGUAAGGCUCCAGCUGUUACCACUGCUACUGCCAAGGCCGAACCCAAGGCUCCAGCUACCACUGCUACUGCCAAGGCUGAGACCAAGGCUCCAACAACCGUCGCUAUUGCUACCUCCAAGUCUGCUGCUCCAGCUUCUGUCAAACCUCAAGUGUCCACAAACUUCAACGCUGGUAACGCUUUGGUCCCAUCCUUCGCUGGUCUUCUAGGUGCUGGUCUUCUUCUGUUAUAA
Messenger RNA from Huiozyma naganishii CBS 8797, 909 nucleotides. It is a transcript of the gene SED1, whose product is annotated as Sed1p. NCBI's taxonomy places the organism in Eukaryota, Fungi, Ascomycota, Saccharomycetes, Saccharomycetales, Saccharomycetaceae. Gene Ontology annotation, biological process: fungal-type cell wall organization. Gene Ontology annotation, molecular function: structural constituent of cell wall. The record is from RefSeq and is a predicted model, not a curated record. Gene Ontology annotation, cellular component: fungal-type cell wall. The coding region runs from base 1 to 909 and encodes 302 amino acids. The transcript has a single exon.